GCCCGUAAUACUCAGAGCUCAUCCGCAGCGCACUGAACGGACCUACAGCACUUGACUGAUCGUCACCGCAGGGAGCGCGCGCCCGCCCGCGAAGGCGUGGUCUGAUUGGUCCGCCGCGACGAGACUUCUGCGACAUUGCGCGCGGCGGGAUAAAAGUGCGCGCGCUGUGACGCGCGCCGCGGGGGACCGUUCGAGCUCGCGGAUGCGGGGUGGCGCGAGGAGCUCAACGGAUGGAGUCCGUUUGAUUUUAUUCGGUUUUCUUCGAUGUGCGUCAACGUGUCAAGGAGCUAACUGGGGGGUUUAUAAAUCAUGUUUCAGUCAACAAACAGGCCGGAGAAAGUAACACUGGCGAUAUCUUCUUGUCUUCGACUUAUGUAUUUUUUUCCUGUGACAUUAGCCGUUUGAACCACACGGUACUUCUUACUCGUAUUUUUAUUGUUCACAUUUUUAAUGUGCGUUGAAUGAUUUCUCCUGUUUUCAUUAUUUAUUGCGGUGGAGCAGCGGUUCUCACCUGGAGGAGACCGUUCGUCAGGACCAGUGACGUAGAAUGAACACUGGACAGUUGCGUGUGUAUCUGCUCUGGUCCUUCAUCACGCUGACCCCGGCCCUCAGUCCACCCUGUGUGUCCUUGCUGGCGGGGGUGCUAUAUGGCUCCUUCUCCUUGCGAGACAUAUUUCCCACACUGUCCCUUGGCUGCUCCUGGACAUUGGAGAACCCCGACCCCACCAAAUUCUCACUCUAUAUGCGUUUUCUCUGGUCUGCACCAUCCUGCCUGGCUGUCUCCCCGACAUUGCUAGCCUUGGACCACUACCUCUCCAAUGACACCUGCACUUCAGUGGAGCAGCGCCCCCUGGAGGCUAGAGAGUUGUGCCACCCCACCGAGCCCCAUUCUCUUCUUCAGUUUGACAAGAACUUUGUUCAGCUGUGCCUGGCUGCAGAGCCGGUGCUUGAGAUGGAGAGCGUUGUGGAGGACGUGCUGGACUCUCCAGUUGUGGAGGUGCUUAUGAUCAGCAAUGAGAACUCCAGCUUGUUCACAUGUGCGGUGCUCUGCCGCUGGCUGGAGGAGUGCGUGAGCUCACACAGAGGGAGCCCAAGCUGCAGAGUUGCUCAGACUGACUGUAUCUGCCCAGAUACAGCCCCACCCAUCCCUGUCAUUGAGGACAGUCACUCCUCCUCCUUGUCGUAUUCUUCAAACACAUUAUUUUCUCUUCCAGACAAGUGCUGCGUUACUCAGUUGGAUUCACAAAAUGGUGGGAAAACAGGUCUAGAAGAUGAACAGAAGGUGAAGAUGCAGAGAGCCAGAUCUGUGGGCUCACCAGGUCCCUUCCAGGCACAGACAGGGGGCCCUCCUGCAGAGGCUUGGUCCCUCUGGGGAGGGUGUUCAACCACCUGUGGCCCAGGUUGGCAGGUACGCACGCGUUCCUGUGUCCCAGUGACGUACAGCACAGUGUGCAGUGGGCCACUGCGGGAGUCCCGUCCUUGCUACAACAAUAUCACCUGUCCAGUGCACGGCCUGUGGGAAGAGUGGGCACCGUGGAGCCUGUGUUCAGUCACAUGCGGGAAGGGCUCUCGAAUUCGCACCCGCAGCUGUGUGGCCCCUCAGCACGGGGGCAAGGCCUGCGGGGGCCCAGAGGAGCAGUCUAAAGCGUGCAAUAUUGCAGCAUGCCCUGCCAGCGGAACCUGGGGGCCCUGGAGUGCAUGGAGUGAGUGCUCUCAAACCUGUGGCUCUGGCAGUCAGCAGCGUGUCCGAGAGUGUCAGGGAGACCCUUGUCACGACUCUCGUGAUGAGACACGCUCCUGCAGAGAGAAAGAAUGCCCAGCGGAUCACAAGGUGUGUCAGGAUGACUUCCUCAACUCAAUAUCCUGGAGGAAAACUGCAGUAGGAGAAAUGGUGUUCACUAAGUGUCCAUCAGACACAACAGGGUCUGCUAGUCGUCGCUGUCUGCUGGAUGCUCAUGGACUCGCUUCCUGGGCUCCUCCGAGCUUUGCCAGAUGUAUCUCACUGGAAUACCGAUACUUAUACCUAUUAGUCCGAGAGCAUCUGGCGAAGGGUCAGAGGACCCUGGCAGCAGAGGGCAUGUCCCAGGUGGUGAGGAGUCUCCACCAGCUCCUGUCCCGCAGGAGCUACUACAGCGGCGACCUGCUCUUCUCUGUGGAGAUCCUUCACAACGUGACAGACACCUUCAGACGCGCAGCGUAUGUCCCAGCUGCUGAAGAUACACAGAAAUUUUUCCAGGCUGUGAGCUUCAUGUUGGACACAGAAAACCAGGAGAUGUGGGAAGAUAUCUAUCAGGUGUCAAUGGCCUCAGAGCAGCUCCUGCAGAUAGUGGAGGAUUUCAUCCACUUGUUGGGUGAAGCUCAGAGAGUCUUUCACACUUCUCUUGUUGUCACUGACAACCUGAUGGUUACAAUCCAGCGAGAGCCUGUUUCUGCAGUCUCCAGUGACAUCCGCUUCCCCAUGAAGGGCCGCAGAGGAAUGAAGGGAUGGGCUCGUACCUCACAGGACAAGCUCUUCAUUCCCAAAGAGUUGUUCACCUUGGCCUCAGCAGAAUCUGAAGACUCCUCCUCAUUUGUUAUCGGGGUGGUCCUGUACCGCACACUCGGGUUCAUCUUGCCUGCUCCUGAAAGCCCCCUGAUGAUCAAUUCCAAGGUCCUGACCGUGACAGUACGACCUCCACCCAAACCCAUGGCACGCUUGGUGACACUGGACCUUUAUCCUCUGCUUAAUGGGACUCUGGAGCCUUCCUGUGCUGUGUGGGAUUAUGGGAACAGGGAGGCUGGACCUGAGAACUGGGACACUGAGAGCUGCCAGACACUCCCAUCCACCACAGUCCAGACUAAAUGCCUGUGCAGCAAACUGUCAACCUUCGCAGUGUUAACACAGCAGCCGAACAACAAGGAGAUGAAACCCUCCACGUUUCCUCCUGUCCCUGUCCUUGUGGGCACUGUGGUGUCGUGUGCUGCGCUCCUCAUCCUCAAAAUCAUCUACUUCAUCUUCUGGAGUUACAUCCGUUCUGAGCGCUCCAUCAUCCUGGUGAACUUCUGUCUCUCCAUCCUGCUCUCCAACGCAUUGAUUCUAGUGGGACAGUCACACUCUCUUAGCAAGGGGCUGUGCAUAAUCACAGCUGCCCUACUCCACUUCUUCUCCCUGUCCUCCUUCUGCUGGGUACUCACCGAGGCAUGGCACUCAUACCUGGAUGUAGUGGGCAAGAUGAAGACACAAGUCCUUCGCAAGCGGUUCCUGUGUCUGGGCUGGGGUCUUCCAGCUCUCGUUGUAGCUGUGUCUCUUGGGUUCACCAGGACUAGGGGUUACGGCACAUCAGCAUACUGCUGGCUUUCUCUCCAAGGUGGACUACUGUAUGCAUUUGUGGGUCCUGCUGCUCUCAUUGUCCUUGUAAACUUGCUGAUUGGAAUCGUAAUCUUCAACAAGCUGAUGGCCAGAGACAGCAUCUCAGAUGCACACACGAAGCAGAGGGCAGGGGUGUCGCUGUGGAGUUCCUGUGUUGUGCUUCCCAUGUUGGCACUCACGUGGAUGUCAGCUGUGCUGGCCAUCACCGAUGGGCGCUCUGCCUUAUUCCAGGUGCUCUUUGGUGUCUUUGAUGGCAUCCAAGGUGUGGUCAUCCUCAUGGUUCAUGGCGUACUACGUAGAGAGGUUCAGGAUGCAGUGAGAGGCCGUCCGACUGUGUGCAGCAACAGUGAGCAUUCUGAGGGUUCCUGCAAGAACGGCCAGACACAGGUGGACUUUGAGAAAGGUUUGGACCUCACCAGUCACACAGUCAUCUUUAAGGAGCUGGACACUUGUAACCUGGCCACCAUCACCAGAACACUGUCCCGCAUCUCACUGGAUGAGCGGGAGCAGAUGAAGGCACCUGCCACUGAUGGAGGUGUUCGCAGCAACAGGUUGCCCCGAAAUGCACUGCCACCAAACCUGGUGCAGUUGCCACCAUUAGGGAGCCUCAGUGAGCUUAGAGUGCAGCGGCCUAAAGAAGCCAUGGAGCAGCACCGGCAGCAGGAGGCACCAGUAUAUGUGCCCACCGACAGCGUUCUGCACUGGGCACGGCCUCCAGAGCCACAGGUGAGUCUUGGGGACAGUAGCGAUGGGGACUACAUGAACCUGCCACCUCAGACUUUGAGGGACGAGGGACAACGGACAAUUGAGGGGGAGGAUGAGCCUCCACGGGUGCCGCCACGCCUGGGCGGCCUAGAAGCCUACCACAGUCUGCUGUCUCUGGACCACAUGAGCUUGACCCUCAGCAAGUCCUGUGGCAUCCAGAAGAACCUGCCAGACCAUCUGCAGCCCCGAAACACUAUUAGAGGCCACACCCACCGCACCCUUCCCCGCAGACUGGGCAGCUCCAGCUCCAGCCACUCGGCUGGGUCCCUGGAGAAGGUGAUGCACAACCGAAAGCAGCAGCAUGAUCUGUACCAUUGGCUUAACCACACAAAGUUCCAUUCCAUAGACAGGUACCAACAGAACCUGGCCUCAUCUGCCGUCAGGAGGGAGAAUCGGUUGAGCAUUUCAUCAGCUGGAGGUGAAAGGGACUCCUCGAGUGGAAAGUCCACCCCCGAUGACCAUCGCUCCUGGGAUGGCUUUCGGACAAUGACCCUCGACCCCUCACCCAGCCCAGAGAAGCAGGAGAACAGCUUGGAGCUGCAGAACCAGCACUGUGACACACACACUGCCCACACACCAGACACCUCUGAGGAAGACUACCAGACUGAAGUUUGAGCACUGUGAGCUCUGCUUUUCCUGCAAUGACACCAGAAGGUUGUUGGGUCUGUUUGUAACUCUUUCUGUGGAGACAGAUUUUUUUGGGGAAUCUCAUUCUCUGACACCUUUCAACUGUUUCUGCUCCCUCUUGCUCUCCUUGUGCCAAGUUGGCCCAUUUAAGCUUGUUUACCUUCUCUUAUUCCUAAUGAAUAAUGUGACUCUAACCUGUGAGACCCCGACAAAUGUAACUUCAUUAAUA
Molecule: messenger RNA, 4970 nt
Organism: Scleropages formosus (Asian bonytongue)
Lineage: Eukaryota; Metazoa; Chordata; Actinopteri; Osteoglossiformes; Osteoglossidae
Product: adhesion G protein-coupled receptor B2-like
Exons: 29
Coding region: 548-4729 (1393 amino acids)
Biological process (GO): cell surface receptor signaling pathway; G protein-coupled receptor signaling pathway; negative regulation of angiogenesis
Cellular component (GO): plasma membrane
Molecular function (GO): G protein-coupled receptor activity
Source: RefSeq, a predicted model, not a curated record